CGGCCGCAAAUAAAUUAGUCUCAGCUCGGUUCGUUUGGUUUGGAAACAGUUCUCUCGAUCUCCGAACAGACACGUCAGUGGCAGCAGGCAAAAUCGCAACUCCGACUAAGGCUAAUCCGAAACCAUGUCCGACGACUUCGAUGGCUGCGAGUGCGUCUGGUCGCAGGAGUAUGUGAUGCAGCGUCUCAUCAACUUCAUACGACAGAACCAGGAUGCCUGCGGGGACAACGAGUGUUUAGAUGUCACCGGACGCACUCCGCACCAGGCGCAGAUCGCCGGACGCGGGGAUGACAGCGGCUUCUUCGUCGCCAUGAUCUUCCUGAUCGUGGCCUUGUUUAUGAACAUAGUGACCCCGAGUACCCUGGGCAACUUCACCAGCAACAAGCGAGCUGGCGGCCGACGCGACAAUAACCAGGACGGCUCUCCGCCGCAGCCUCCUCCGCCGGCCAUCAACUAGGCGACUCCGAGGACCCCUGCUUCUACGAAACCUGAGCAUCCACAAUACAAUUUGCAGACCGCAAUUCCUUGUUUUGUUAAUUCUCCCACUAUUGGGACAGAGACCACGGAUAGAACCAAUUCAAUCGACUUGGUGCCAUCCAUUCGCACGUUUACACAGAACACAGAUUAGGCAAAUUAUACAUCUCUUACAUUGUACAAAACACGAAACCGCGCACUCUGAAACACACCGGCUUACUAACAUAUUUGGACACUUUUUAAAAGACUUUGGAAAACUAA
This is a messenger RNA of Drosophila mauritiana, 735 nucleotides long. RefSeq names its product small integral membrane protein 14. Gene Ontology annotation, cellular component: endoplasmic reticulum. The record is from RefSeq and is a predicted model, not a curated record. The coding region runs from base 125 to 457 and encodes 110 amino acids. The transcript is spliced from 4 exons. Lineage: Eukaryota; Metazoa; Arthropoda; Insecta; Diptera; Drosophilidae.